AUGCACAUGGCAACUGUUGUUCUUUGUGGGAAGGUGCUGAGGAAAGGGGCUUUGCCAGUAGCACCUCACAUACGUUGCAUCACAGUUUGGCCACAGUGGCCUCAUGAUGAGGAGACACGCUCUGCAAAGCCUGUUGGCGAUUCCAAGUUCAGGUGGCCUCUCAAUGCACCCAAAGACCCUGAGCCUGGCGCUGUGAUGACUGAAGAUGAGGUGAGAGCAUUGAGGAAGAAGAUAUAUCACAAGAUUUGGCAGGACAUGGUUUGGCUUGACUGGUCUACAUGGGAACGCCGCUUUUGGGAACUGAAAGAGCGAGCAAUCCCAUAUGAUGAAACUGCGUACACCCUCCUGCUUCAUGGCUAUGUGCUUUCUCACCGACACCAAUCAGAGAAUGCUUUUCUCGUGCUGGAAGAGAUGAAGAAAGCAGAGACCCACCCAGCCUUGGUCCGCCUGAAUGAGCACAUGCUGAACUCCAUCUUUGAGCUGCAAGAGCUUGGGCUCCGUCCUGAGCGUGGGCUAUGGCAGAAUGUGGUACGACUUUGCUUUCACAGUUCUGUGCGCUUUCAACGCAAAAGGCAACUGCGACUAAAAAAGGAGUUGCAAGCCUUGGAGCCAGAUGAUGCAUUGGCAUUGGAUGCAGAAAACAUACGACAAUGGCUAAGUGGUCAUGAUCGAUUGGCAUUGCCGGAGAGUGGCCCAGAGCGUUUUCGGGCCAUACCAGGACCGGAGUUGCAACGCUUGCCUCCUUGGCAAGACACGAAGCGCUUGCCUGCACGUGGCAGAAAAUCUGGAAGGCGAAGGAGGAAAGAAGUGGAAGAGUCGUCGGAUGAUGAAUUGUAA
Messenger RNA from Durusdinium trenchii, 837 nucleotides. Lineage: Eukaryota; Dinophyceae; Suessiales; Symbiodiniaceae. The record is from the annotation of a GenBank genome assembly.